Molecule: messenger RNA, 4273 nt
Organism: Gadus chalcogrammus (walleye pollock)
Lineage: Eukaryota; Metazoa; Chordata; Actinopteri; Gadiformes; Gadidae
Gene: fam107b
Product: family with sequence similarity 107 member B
Exons: 4
Coding region: 2217-2711 (164 amino acids)
Source: RefSeq, a predicted model, not a curated record
UCCUCUUAGUCCUCGUCCUCUGUAACCAUGACCACCAUCUGAUUAUUCAGGACUUCCCUUAUUCCUUCAUAAUCUUCCUUAUCUUCGGUCACCAGGUACCAGGAACCUCCGGUCCUGAGCACCACUCUCAUCCACGUGGGUUCUAGAGCCUCUUACGCACAGAGUGCCUGCUAAAUGACUGGGAUAACCUGUCGGGCUCCGUUAGUGAUUUUCGCUAUCCACGCAUGCAGCGACGUUGUGGAACAUUUCCAUCUUGUGCGAUGGCAGGGAUCCAGAAUUGUUAAUAGGUCUUGAGCAGGCAAAUUCCCGGUGCAGAUUUCCUGUAAUAUCAAUCCCUGUUCUCAUUCUCACGGCCAAUACAUUUUCCGGAACAUUUAUAGAAGAGACUACAAGGACUUUUAACCCCCUUCAAACAUGUAGUAAUAUCUUAUAUUACCACAUGGAAAUAAUUAUUGGGGAUCGUUUGAAAAGGGGGUUCGAAAUAAAACACAAGAAAACCACUUCAGUCAAAAAUGGAUGAUAGAAACGCCAGGUAUUGAUUAAGCAUUGGCAUUAGUUAUCUUAUCUUCUCUUCAGGCUCCUUGUGUCUUGAAAUAAGCGGUGGCUUAAAGAGCAGCCAUCCCACAUUAAUUAAAUCUGCUUUAUUUGUGUGAAGGGUUGAGGUUUCCUCUCUGGUUGGGAUUGAUGCUGGGUUUCCUGAAGAGCCCAUUUUAAACACUUUCCUGCAGUUUGUUUUCUAAGGAUGACUGAUUGGACAUCUGACCUUCCGAACGCGCCGCUGAGAAAGUGUGACAUCAAACAGGAUGUGAGAUCACAGUCACACGCGGGUCAUGAGGGGGAAAGAGGGAGAGGGUCACUGCUCCAUUCAAACACUCGAUUCUCUCUUGCACUCUCUCUCUUUUGACCCACUUUUUUGGUCUUCUCUUUUUCACUCUUUCCAGGAAUUCUCUUUGCAAAUUAUGAGUGAACAUCCAUAUAUUAGGACAUUCCUAAAUGUCCCAGUCUGUUCCCAUGGAGACGCACAUAGCUCUGAUUAGGAAAAUGGGGCCACUGUAUUUUUCUUUUCCUUUUUUUCUUUCAUGCUCUGGGUUGUUAAUGGUGGAAACUUAAUUGAAAAAAUGUCGACCAGCCAAUGAAAUGGACAUAUAUAGGGAAGGCUCCAGUUUGUGGUUGAGCAUCCCUUUGAACUCUCAAUGUCACUUCCUGGGCCCUUAGGCUUUUCAAGUAAAUCCCCACAGAUGUGUGAGGCUAAUUCACAGUUUCACAACGCUGCUUGUCUUUAAAAUUCCUCUACCCUCCCCUUAAAAAGUUAGUCUCCGUUUGAAGUGUGGAUAGCAAACAGCAUGGCUGCUCAUUUCAUUGCCUCCUUCCUCUUUGUUACAAGACUGUCCGCCAAUCAACACUCAAAUAUCCAAAAGGGUGUCUUAUCAAAUAUCCUGCAUAAAGCCAUUUAUUUAUUUUUACAGAGGCAUACAUACGUUUCUUUAAAUCAAUACAAGAUUUUAGUGUUGUAUUCGUUUUGGAUAAACAUUUCCCGACACGUGUCGUUGUUGACAAUAUCGAAGUACUGUAUCUGGGGGUCUGUAUUAUGUAACUAAUUCUUGAACACAAUCAUGUUGACCUCUAGUGGCGUCCUGAAUAAACUGCAACUGUUAUUGUCCCAGUUUGUUUUGAUAUAUGAAGCACGCUGCGUAGCGAUGUUUUUCUUCAUCACGGUGAUUGUUUUGAUUAGAUAUUUAGCUAAAAGAUUGCGACCCUAUAAAACGAUAGAAUAAAGUCAAUCCUUUUGUAAAAAGCGCGCAUUAAAUUGUGAUAAUCCCCGUUUUUGUUUAUUUGUUUAAUUACCGUGUUAAUACAAUUAUAUCAAACCUCGAUUAAAGAAUUAAUGUCCAUCUUUUUAUCUCAGUAAUUAAGUAAUUAGUGAUAAAAAGGUAGUAAAGUCAUGGUGUAUGGUCCAGACAAAGGGAAUAGUCCUCCAGAAUCAGGAGAAGGGAGCUUAGCGAAUAGAAUCUCACGGGGGGCGGGGAGUUGGAUACUUCGGGGGCGUAUAAUAUUCCGUAGGCUCUUAAAUGAUAACGCACCUAUUUAUUGAUUAAACCGAACGCUCAACUUCAGUUGGUGACUUUUGUUUGGGUCAGGACACAGCUCUUGUCGUAUUAUCUUCAGGACUGUAUUUAAAAUAUAUCAACAAUACAAUUUAUCGAGUAACAUAGGAGAUGGCGACUAUGUUUAGAUACCCCGUCUUUCCCCAUCUGCAGGAUCGGCGUGACCCGGGUCCACCUCUGUCCGCGGGGAGGAGCAGUGCCAUGGCGGAGCCAGACUACCUGGAGGGUGACUGUGACGAGCUCAUCAGACCCAAGAAGCUCAUCAACCCCGUGAAGACGUCCCGCAACCACCAGGACCUCCACCGCGAGCUGUUCAUGAACCAGAAGAGGGGCCUGGCGCCGCAGAACAAACCAGAGCUGCAGAAGGUUCUGGAGAAGAGGAAGAGGGAGCAGGUCCUCAAGGCCCAGAAGGAGGAACACGAGGCGCACAAGAAGAAGAGCGACCUGGAGAUAGAGCUGAUGAAGAGACAGCAGAAGCUAGAACAGCUGGAUCUCGAUCAGCAGAAGAACGAGGAGGAGCAGGAGAACACCCCCGAGUUUGUGAAGAUGAAAAGCAACCUGAGGAGAACCAAGCAGGAGACGGACGGAGAGGAACGGACCACCUAGUGUGUGUGUGUGUGUGUGUGUGUGUGUGUGUGUGUGUGUGUGUGUGUGUGUGUGUGUGUGUGUGUGUGUGUGUGUGUGUGUGUGUGUGUGUGUGUGUGUGUGUGUGUGUGUGUAAGAGAGAGUGUUUGUUGUCGGUUGCACAUUGAUGGUCAGCUGACCUCUUGCCUGUGAAACCACUUCCUGGUUUGCUUCCUCCGAGCCGUUGAGGGAGAGAGAGACAGAACUUUACAGACUUUUCAAGAAGACCCCUCUGUCUGCCUGCCGGCUACCAACCUAUCGGUGUCUCCCACCCAUCCAGAACGCAACACCACCACCUACAGGCGGGAGAGUGAAAUACAGAGACACAUGACCUGUUACAAGCCAGUCGCAAAGUGUUACCAUGAAUCCAGUGUGGACCGAUCCCAAGGAAGGGAGGGUUGAAUGGGGGUGGGAGAUUGGUCAUCCAUUACACACACAGGGUUCUCCUUUUUAGCUUCCAGUUCUUCCCUAGUAUCUCUUCUGAACCUUCUGUUGUUGAUGUUGGUGUUGUUAUGGUUAAAACAUUGUUUUAUUUGUAUUGUUUUAUUUUUCAUCUUAAGAAUCAAAUGACAAACAAAACGGACACUGGAUGGACUCUCCACGCUUUGUAUUAUAAAAGCCAAAAUGAUGUGUUAUUUAUGUUUGUAGCUUUUAGCCCAGGUGAACGGAGCGCGCUCUUUGUCUGUUCCUCAGCUUGGUUUUUGUGAACCCUGAACAAGACAUCCAAUGUUUUGUGUAAAACACAUAACUGAAUUUAGUUUUAAUCUCUUCGACAUUUCAGAAACAUGCCAUUUCCUUUGCUAAUGCAAUUUUGAGCAAUAUAAGAAAUCCCAGGUGUGAGGUUGUUGCCUUCUUCAUGUGUUCUGUUGUUUUUCUAUGAAUAAAUUGUUACUAAAUAAUUGAUUUAAAUUAGCUGAAGCGAGAAUGAGCGUAACCACAAGUGUGGCAUGGUUAUUCUUUGUGUGCGUUAAGAAACAAAUAUUUUAUAGACUCCAUAAAGGAUCAAUGAAAUAUAUUGUUAAAAUAACAUCUAUUCAAAUGGCCAGACGUCCCUGGUAUAGCAUCUGACCGAUGGCUCCGUCGUUAAUAAGAAAGGAUAGGUACCUUGCGCUGGAGGGCAGUGAGUAUAAGAAAACCUAUGAGAAAAAUGUAUCCGCUAAUUCCUAUGCGAGCGACCACCACGUCGCUUUUACAUAUAGAUUUGAUGGCAUUUAGCAGACGCCAUUAUCCAAAGAGACCUACAACUUUUCAUACACACGGACUUGCAACUGUUCAUGCAUACAUUCACAUAGCGACAUAUAACGAUGCAACGAUAACCCUAAAUUGUGUCCAUUGUGAUCAACUGCCCUCCACAAGCUCUCUCUAUCUACCACGCGGUGGCGACAUAGGCCUACUUUUAAAAAAAUGAAGAAGAUAUUGAGACACAACACAAAAGAGGUAUAAUUCGUCUUCCCCGUAAGUGUUUGCAGAACAGAAACUGCCUGACGUUCUUGCAUAUCUUUUUGUAAUAGUUAAAUUAUUAAAUAAUGUAAUACAUAUUUUUU